Molecule: messenger RNA, 1268 nt
Organism: Felis catus (domestic cat)
Lineage: Eukaryota; Metazoa; Chordata; Mammalia; Carnivora; Felidae
Gene: NANOS1
Product: nanos C2HC-type zinc finger 1
Exons: 1
Coding region: 237-1121 (294 amino acids)
Biological process (GO): negative regulation of translation; oogenesis
Cellular component (GO): perinuclear region of cytoplasm
Molecular function (GO): mRNA binding; zinc ion binding
Source: RefSeq, a predicted model, not a curated record
GCGCGCCCGCCUCCGCUCCGCCUCCGUCCGAGGCGCGGGCGAGGAGGCCGGGGCGGGGUAGCGCAGGGGGCAGGGCCGCGGCGGCGAGGCCGGGGGAACGGGGAGGAGCGGGGCCCGAUAAAAAGGCUGCGAGGCGGCCCCACCCCGCGGCAGGCCGGCGGGCAGGCUCCGCGCUUCCCUUCCGUCCGGCCCGCGCCGGCCGCGGGGAGGCGGCGCGCGCGGCCCGCAGCCCGCCCAUGGAGGCUUUCCCCUGGGCGCCCCGCUCGCCCAGCCGCGGCCGCGCCCCCCCGCCCAUGGCGCUCGUGCCCAGCGCCCGCUACGUGAGCGCCCAGGGCCCGGCGCACCCGCAGCCCUUCAGCUCGUGGAACGACUACCUGGGGCUCGCCACGCUCAUCACCAAGGCGGUGGACGGCGAGCCGCGCUUCGGCUGCGCCCGCGGCGGGGACGGCGGCGGCGGCGGCGGCGCCUCCCCGCCCUCCUCCUCCUCGUCGUCCUGCUGCUCCCCCCACGCGGGGACCGGGCCCGGAGCGCUGGGGCCGGCGCUGGGGCCGCCCGACUACGACGACGACGACGACGACAGCGACGAGCCGGGGUCCCGGGGCCGCUACCUGGGCGGCGCGCUGGAGCUGCGCGCGCUGGAGCUGUGCGCGGGCCCCGCCGAGGCCGGGCUGCUGGAGGAGCGCUUCGCCGAGCUGAGCCCGUUCGCCGGUCGCGCCGCCGCCGUGCUGCUAGGUUGCGCGCCCGCCGCUGCCUCCACUGCCGCCGCGGAGGUGGCGCCGCGCGAGGAGCGGGCCCCGGCGUGGGCGGCCGAGCCCCGGCUGCACGCCGCCUCCGGGGCGGCCGCCGCCCGACUGCUCAAGCCCGAGCUGCAGGUGUGCGUGUUCUGCCGGAACAACAAGGAGGCGGUGGCGCUCUACACCACCCACAUCCUGAAGGGACCCGACGGGCGAGUGCUGUGCCCGGUGCUGCGCCGCUACACGUGUCCCCUGUGCGGCGCCAGCGGCGACAACGCGCACACCAUCAAGUACUGCCCGCUCUCCAAAGUGCCGCCGCCGCCGCCCGCCGCCCGCCCGCCGCCGCGCAGCGCCAGGGACUGCCAGCCGGGGAAGAAGCUGCGCUGAGCGCCUGGGCUCCGGUCUGCCCCCACCUGACGCCACCAGGGUCACCGCCUGCCCGCUCUCUCAUUUUUGGUCUGCGCACCGUCUUUCCCUCGCUGUGGGAGAGGCCUGGAGAUCAGCAGUUGGCUCAGCUUGGGAAGAAGUCUUGGU